CAGCUCCUGAUGUGGACCGUCCGCGUGAGGUGCUGACCCAAAUAUAAUCCAGACUUGAUGGUAGGCUGUCCAACUUGAAACCCGUGCGCUGAUUCUGGCACAAGUUGCGCAUCAAAGCCGCUUCCAUAUGAUACAGAAAGUUAACAUCAUUCAUCACAAGUGAUAUGCCCGCAAAUCUCCAUGCAAACCUCUGGUCAGUGAUCCGACAGGAUAGCAUCAGUACUACUGCUCGAGAAGACGACGAGGAACCCUUCCUCCCCGUUUACGAACCCCCUGUGGGAAGCAGAGUUAGAAAUUCUGUACCGCCACUCGCACCGGCAAGGUCGACUACUUCAAAUCCCUCAGAGUCAUUUUUGCAGAUGGACACGCAACAGACAGUGGUAUACACCUACAACUUAAGAGCUGGGUCUGCUCCGCUGCAGUUCUCCGUGCUCAUUGAACCCGAAACAGAUCAACCAAAUCACUACAUCUUCUCCCUCUCAAUGAAAGCUGGUCACGUCGAGAGAGCACUCUGUGCUCCACUCACCCUGAGACUAUCAAUAGAUCCCCGGCGGCUGGACUUCUCUGUGUUCGUCUUCCCUCCACGAACGAGCUUACCGGCUGGCUGUCUGUACAGCCUGCGCGUCUGGCUCCACACUGCAGGCAUCGACCACCGGAUAUUUAGCGACAAUGAUCUUUGGGUUGGGAGAGACCCCGACUUCCGAUCUGUUGGAGACGCCUCAUUCGCUGUAUUGCGAAAUGCAACGCAAGAUAUGCUAAUAUAUCAGGGUGUCGUGGGUCGUGCGCACGUUAGCUUCAUCAUAAGAUGGAAGAUCGUAGAAGUCGGCCUAUAUAGUAUUUCCUUCGAGUACGAAGCCGGAGGCGCCGGACAAACACUCUUUGAAGACUGCUACCUUAGACUAGACUGCGAACCACAAAUCGUCACAUUCAUGAUCUACACCAUACCCGUAACCUCAACGCCUCCAGGAGCAUCUCACCGCCUCCGCUUCUGGCUUCGCACGCCCUUCGUAUCACAUUCCCCCGCCUCCUCCGCCACCUCUCAAUCCGGCGAAUCCUACAUCUACCAGCGCCUCUGGAAAUCAGACGAAUUCAAGCUCGGCGCGGGUCUCAACUUUGAAGCACUGGGCUCAAAACUCGAGAUGGGCGUCCGCGAUCCAGAUUCACCGCGGAUAGAACGUGAUUUCCCGCGUUUGAACCCCAAUUGGCCUCGGGCCUCCCGGACACCUGUGGAUGCAGUUGGUAGUUCGUCAAGGCAUCUCCCACUACAUCGUUGAUCCAUGACUGUAUUUAUACUAUCAUAUCCAGUACUCUGCACAGGGUACCUAAUAUGCAAAAGGUUUAUAGCAUUUCAACAUCGUACUCGACUGGCGUCUGAAAAAUUCAGGCAUAUGCAGAGUACCUAUAAAUUAUGUAUUGUACAAGUAGAACGAAAGUUUCUUGGAUGUUGCAACUGCGAGAGAUGAAAUAGUGGUAUUUUGCAACCUUGCUCGAAUACAAAUCACCCAGAUCCCAAAGAUCCUGCAAAGGUAUUCGUAAAGUUUUACCCGGAGCACGAGGAUCAUCUUGUAGGGAUGCCAGAACACAAAUUCGAUAGAGAUGAUUCUCUUGCGUUGAGGUGCUAUGGUGGUAG
Molecule: messenger RNA, 1630 nt
Organism: Suillus paluster
Lineage: Eukaryota; Fungi; Basidiomycota; Agaricomycetes; Boletales; Suillaceae
Exons: 8
Coding region: 165-1274 (369 amino acids)
Source: RefSeq, a predicted model, not a curated record